Messenger RNA from Ophidiomyces ophidiicola, 456 nucleotides. RefSeq names its product Ras- protein rsr1 (gene RSR1). Gene Ontology annotation, molecular function: GDP binding; GTP binding; GTPase activity. Gene Ontology annotation, biological process: signal transduction. The record is from RefSeq and is a predicted model, not a curated record. Bases 1 to 456 code for a protein of 151 amino acids. Gene Ontology annotation, cellular component: plasma membrane. The transcript is spliced from 2 exons. NCBI's taxonomy places the organism in Eukaryota, Fungi, Ascomycota, Eurotiomycetes, Onygenales, Onygenaceae.
AUGCAACAGGGCCGACAAUGCGUUCUAGAAAUGGAGCUAUAUAUGAAGCAAGGGGAGGGAUUCCUGCUCGUCUUCUCCAUAACAAGCAUGUCCUCGCUCAACGAGCUUGCCGAGCUCCGCGAGCAAAUCAUUCGCAUCAAGGAUGACCAGAACGUGCCCAUCGUCAUUGUCGGUAACAAAUCGGACCUCGAAGAAGACCGCGCCGUGUCGCGAUCCAAGGCCUUCCAGCUGUCGCAGCAGUGGGGCAAUGCGCCCUACUACGAAACCUCCGCGCGCAGACGAGCCAACGUCGACGAGGCCUUCGUCGACCUCUGCCGCCAGAUUAUCCGCAAGGACAUCCAGGCCACCAAGGACCGAGACCGCGAGCACAAUGCCGCGAAAAAGAAAGAUGCCCAGAAGCGGAGCAAGAAACCGAGUAGGAAAAAAACUCUACGGCCUGAAUGCGUGAUCCUCUGA